Messenger RNA from Gamsiella multidivaricata, 1249 nucleotides. RefSeq lists its product as uncharacterized. The coding region runs from base 31 to 1209 and encodes 392 amino acids. The record is from RefSeq and is a predicted model, not a curated record. Lineage: Eukaryota; Fungi; Mortierellomycota; Mortierellomycetes; Mortierellales; Mortierellaceae. The transcript is spliced from 2 exons.
GUCAAGAAUUCUCUUUUUUUCACCAUUGCAAUGUCCUCCAAGACAUCCUCUCUCAUCAAACCGGAGCUGCCACGUCGACCAUCUCCUAGACCUCUUCAUGUCGAGUACAGUCAGCCGCCCGUCCUCCUGCGUCCAAUGGAGUGUACCACAGAACAGCGGUUCCUUGAGGCACUCUUCCUUGUCGCAGACGACGCACGCGACAACCAUAUACGCCAGCUCCUGAAGUCCCUCACGCAUCUCGAGUCCACCAGCAAUGUCGUGCGUUUUAUGAAUCUAAAAUCCGACCUCUACGACCCUAAGUUAUGCCCGCCCUUCUCAAAGCAAGCGAAUGGCGAACGUUCGCAGCCUCCAUGGAAGCAACUGCGUGGACAACAUUAUCGAGUAGUGACCAGGAUCACGGCCAUCGGCAGGACUAGUAUGAAGUUACAGCACCGCGUCCUAACUGUGCCCAAGAGUCAAGUCAACCGAGAUUUUAAUAAUCGGGAUGAGGACACCAAAUAUCGAGAGUUGACGCCAGGGGACGAGCCAGAGCGACAGUUCGCGAGUGCAGAAGGAGUACUUGUCUUCAUUCUUUGGCAACAGGAUGAGCAAGGACAUCGAUUUUUUAAACCACACCCAUGCCCGUUUCAGGACAAGGCUCUGCUCAGUCUGCCAUUCGUUCAGAUGCUAUGUGAACAGGGACCUGAACCAAAAACUGUGGACUCCCAGCGACCAGAGAACGCCUUCCGAUUCGAAUUAUAUUUAAGAAAGUCGGACGAGGAUGAGCUAGGACAUGUCACUAAUUCUCGAUAUGUGGCGCUGUUAUACGAAGUACUGGUGUAUGGACUGAAUAAAGGAUACUAUGCCAAUGGGUAUGGGCCUUGCAGAACACUAUCGCCUCUUCCGACGUAUGCGAAGCAGGAUUCUCAGGCUGGAGGUCCCUCAGACGCUCACCUGGCCUCUCAGAUUGCUGUUCCUGCCAAUUCCAAGUUUUACAACACUGCCAAUAUCCAGGAACUCUAUGUCGGCUACGAGAAUGAACUUAAAGUCAAGCCAGGAGUAUUUGUCUGGAGUUGGGUAGAGAGGGAGCGGAUUCAGGGCCAGUUGGAUGUCAUUCGGUUCGAGAUCUGUUCCCAUAGCGGGGCGUCUUCAGGCAAAGAAAAACCGGUGUCCAUGUGCAGGGCCAUUAUACGCGAGUAUCAACGGCCUUCGCAAAAGGCAUCUCUUUAAUAAAUGUUCAUUGCUUGAUGCGCACUCGGCAAUUUUGUCC